AAGAUAAGAUUUGCUAAGUCCUAUUAGUAUUCAACAAGUUGCAUAGCUUGCCAUUAAACUAAUUAUGUGGUCUUCAUCAACUCAGCGACGAACUAUUAUAAUUAUAAUUAUUAUCAUUCUUAUCAAAAUUGUAUUCUUUAGAGUAGAAAAAAAGAUUGUGAUACGAGAUUUAUCAGAGACUAAUUUAUUCGAAUAUAUUGCUGAUCAAAACUUAUUAUGGCUUGAUGAGGGCGAGGAAAAAAGUUUUGAAGGAUAUUCUAAAAUUCCAGCUUUCGAACAAGUUUCGAAGAAACUUGCGGCUAUCGGAAAUGAUAGAACUGCAAUCUGUGAAACUGAUACUUUAAUUGGGCAGCAAGUAUUAUGCGGGCUCCAAGAGAAAUUUAAUGAUGAAUCAGUGUGUGAUAGUGAUUCACUAACAUAUUUUGCGGAUAUCGACGAUUUGAAACGAGAAAAUGAGUUGAAUGCAAACUUUACGAAUUGGAAAUUAUUAUUUCCAAGACAGGAUCCAAUUGAACGAUUUGUAGAUCAUUUUAUGGAUGCGUGUGUUAGAGAAGAUCGUUCUUGCUUCAAUUGCAAGUUGGAUCUGAGAUGUUAUCUUAUUCAAAUCUGGACACAACUCACACAAAUACAUUCAAAAACUAAAAAAGUGGAUGAAGAUCAUAUGAAAUACGUACCACAAAAUUGGUUUUGUGAAAUGGAAGAGAUGAAUCAAAAAUUCACUUUUGUAGAUUACUCGCUUUUUGCAAAACCAACUAAUCCGGCGUAUGCAGAAAUGCUUCGGCCUGACAGAAUAGACAACGACGGAUUAUUAGCUGAUUCUCUUUCUUCCUACGAGAAAAUCAGCAGUUUUUAUAAAUCAUUCAUUUACUCAAGAGCUGAUGUCUUGGAUUUGUUCACUAAAGUUUAUUAUUACGACUAUAUGGUAUUGCAAAUACCUCUACCACAGUUGAAGGAUGCGGAAGUUCGAGAUUAUAGAGAAGGAUGGCAUUGA
Molecule: messenger RNA, 991 nt
Organism: Caenorhabditis elegans
Lineage: Eukaryota; Metazoa; Nematoda; Chromadorea; Rhabditida; Rhabditidae
Gene: F20C5.7
Exons: 5
Coding region: 65-991 (308 amino acids)
Biological process (GO): positive regulation of response to oxidative stress; chondroitin sulfate proteoglycan biosynthetic process
Molecular function (GO): chondroitin 4-sulfotransferase activity
Source: RefSeq, marked reviewed